UGAUGCAUGUAUUAUGUAUUUUGGUACAGGUAUGCUGAAAGGCACAAAAACUUACCUUUCUCAUACGCCUGUUUAAGUACCUCUUCCCAAGUCGGGAGAAAAUUCAUGUUUUUUUUUAAAUGAUUUUCAGUUCUAUAAGUACAUGAUAUCAACUCAAGAAUUAUGGUCUGAAUCGUCCCUUAAAGUUUUCGUUACGAUGUCACUAACACCAUAUAUGAUCCACGCAGGAUAUUUUAUUUUUGUCUGCCAUUCUUCUUGUCGUUUCGAUGGCAUUCAGAUUUCUUCAACCCAGUAUUCCGCCACUCGAACAGCAUCCCCGGUGGCACUCAUCAGCCCCUCUCGCGUGCAGGUAUCAGGGCACGCGGGGCAAGUUAUCAGAUGAGCCAUAGUCUGUGGCGUAACACCACACACGCAGCUCUUUGUCUGCCAUACGCAAUAAUAAUAAUCACUUCCCUAGUGUAAUCCCCUUUUCUGUGUCCGCUUACCUAACCUGAAUAUUUGACAGGCCCGGCUUUUUAUAGAAGCGACAUUUCAUAAAACCCUCAUUGUAUGCAAAAUUGAAAAAUGUUGGGCAAAGUUAUAUUGUUAGUAUUUAUUCGUUGAGCUAUGGGAAAUUAGCAUUUUAGUUGUUACGUCCAUGGUAGGACGGCUAAAUAUUCAAGAUGGCGCAAUUUUCUAUUUAGGACAAUAGGGUAUUUGACCGGGUCAAAGAUAAAUUAUGAAAUGAAAUGAAAUUUAUUCGCUCUAGAGUGGUACAAAAUAUCUUAAAUGUACAUUAUAUCAAAAAAAGUCCAGCACUCAACCAUACAGCGUGCGAAUAUUAAUAUUAAAUAAUUUAUAAUUAAAGGAACAUUUAAUCUUCAAUAAAUCUGUCUUAAAAAAAAAUAAUAAUAGAUAUUUUAAAUACAGAAAAAACAAUUAACCUUAAUUUAAAUAAACGGUUUAAAAUUAAAUAUUCUUUCACUGAAUAAAAGGUAUGGUGAAUAAUCUUAGAAGGCAGUCUAAGAUGAUCAAAAGUCAGUCUCAUUUUACUUUUCGUCUUAUUUUCGAAUUUUAUUUAUGAAUUAAGUAACAACGAGUACAGUCAUGAGCAAUAUAAUGUACCCACUUUAGGACUCUGUCGCACUAACAUAUUUGACAUUUAGUGAGACUUACAGUUCAAUUUGUCAAAAAAGUUAAUGUGACAUGGUACCAAAGUGUAUACAUAUUAAUGCUCGUGACCGUACGACGAGUUUGACCAAUUUUAUUGAUGACGUCACAGGACAGUAUUUCCGUACGAACUCCAAAGAAAAUUUUCGUUUUGACUUUUCGUAAAAAGUAUCUCAUUUGACCAGGUUGUCAAGUAGCCUAUUGAAGUACAAUUAGUUUUCUUUAGGACUAUUAACACGUUCCCUGUGUAUGAACCACAUAUGGGACAAUAAAUUUGAAACUCAUACGUGCAUGUCCCAUAUGUGGGACACAUCUUUUCUUGCAUGGUGUGUCCAUGUACGUACAUUUUAUCGUAAUAUACCAUUGCACGUUAGGGGUUGAUAUCUAAUUUUCAGUUACACAGUGAACGUGUUAAAAUACUGAGAGCUAAAUAAUUUCUUUCAAGCAACCAUCCUACCAUGGCUUUACCGCAACGUUAUUUUAGGGUGUGGGCUAUCAAAUGUGAUUUUUUUUAAAAAGGCGUUUACGAUAUUCAGAAAACAACAUACACUUUCUAUGUUAAGUUCUAAAAUCUCCGGCCAUAUAAUGGUCCGUCUAAUCUUUGAAACAUAAUCCUUAACUGCGCACUGGAAAGAUUCGUAUAAUAAGCGCUUAUGCGCAACGUCAUAAAAUUAUCGAUUGAAGAAGUUUGUUUUACCCCUAACAUGCGUGCCACGUGAUUUUAUUCGUAUAUUGACAAAACGACAUAAUUAUGUCGUCAGAAUCGAUAAAAUGACCGUGGCAAAAUUUUAUCACGUUGCGCAUUUUAGCCCUAAUGGUGAAUUAUUUCUCUCGGGCAAGUCUAGGGUGCGCACGUUUUGACAAAUGCAGCUGUAAGAGGCAAGAGAUUAGGCCGAUAUUGCACUGGAUGCGUCUUCGUAAUACAGUACAAUACAAAUACACUUUAUUGCACCAAAAUAAAAAGAAAUAAUUACAAAAAGUCUAAGAAGUGAAGUGAUAAUAGGGUGGUUGACUGGUUUUCUUUAUUUAUUUAGGUAUUGUUGGAAAGGCCUUAACGCGCAUUAUGUAUGAGAACCGCUGUCGCGGGAUCAACCCCUCAUCAUUUUACUACUACUCUUGCAAACAUAACUACGAUAGCUCUACUGCUUCUCAAAUUCCAUAGACACUUUACCAGCAAUGUAUAUUUUAUGUGACAGGCUUAAAUUUUAUCAUUACUUUUCCUAAGGUACUGCGUACAAAAUAUUUUUUUUCGAUAAAUAGCCGAUCAUGCUAAGGUUUUCAGCUUUUCUGUGUUAAGGUGGGAUCUCCUUGCAUGAUAGUCGAUAUUUGAAUUUUUGCCCUGCAGGUUAUAAAACACAAGACAAGCUUUUAAUGUACUAUAGCGGAGCUCCGUGUGUCGUAAAGUUUGCGGACGAGCGGAGUGCAAAGUUGGAAGUAUGGCCUCUUUGUUCUAUUCACAGAUCGUAAUCCUGUAAAAUUCAAAUCUUAAGGUAAUGUUUGUAUAUGUGUCUGUACACACUAUAUAUAUCCAGGUAUUAUUAUUGUACGAGACUGUAGACCGCACUAUACUAUGCUAUAGUGUUUGCGGGUUCACUGGUUCAUUUAGCUGGACGUUUCUCUCGCCUGUGGGCGCGACCAAUACCUUUUUGGUCGUCGUCACCGCCACUAUGACUCGCGGGGGAAGUGUCCGCAGUGCCAUGUUUGGAAUCAUGUCAGCGUCCGGGGCCUUCUUGGGCUUAGCUUUCUGGAGAGCUCUCUUCACCUGGCCGGGUGAGAAGAAGACGGGGUCCUCUUCCGGUCCAAUCGGCGUUGCGAAGUACUCUUCCAGAUGUUGUUGGACUGCAGCCACGUGGGGUGUGUUUGCAGUCGGGUUCGGGGAGAAUUGUUUUUCGAGGCACUCGGCGAAGAUCUCCGCCCUGUCUUGGGCCUUGUACCUCGGCUGGCCAUUCUCGUUAUGCAGCGGGCGUACUGCUUCCUUCUUCGUGCCAAGAUUUUUACACAGACGAUGUAUAGAGGGAAGAUCGUCAUCAAUCGAGGCGAUAUGGCUGUCCCACGACAUUGCGGCGUUGGUCACCAGCUCCGCCUUCACUCUGGCUGUGAGGCGGUUUAGUUGCGACUUGAGGGUAGGGCAGUUGGUGUCAUGCCACUGCCGCCGUACUCUGCGCUUCUCCUCUAGUAGAGCGCGUAUUCGAGGCGGGAGGGAGAGCCUCCUCUCGCCUCUCGGUACGGUGUGCGAGGCAGCUGUCAAUGCGCUGUCUAAGUCGGCGGUCAGUGACUUGGCGGCUCGUUCAACUUCAUCAGCUGUGGAGACUGGGCCGGUGUGGGAUUUCUCCUCCAGCUCUGCGACGAAAAUCUCCCAGUUGACGAAGGUGCGGUUGCGGGGUGCUAGUACCCUGGUGGGGAGCUCAUCCAGUGUUAGCAGGACCGGUCGGUGGUUGGAGGGGAGGUCUGGAAGGACCUCUUGAUUAGGUGGCGUUCUAAGUCCCCGGCUUACCACGAUGUCCAGCACGUCGUAUGUGCCCCAGUUGUUGAAAUGCGUGGGCUGGGUGGGACCGGCGACAUCGUAAUCUUCAUCGGUUGCUAACCUCGCGAGUUUCCUCCCUGCCUCAUUCCGGGCUCGCGAAUUCCAGGCCUGGUGCUUCGCGUUGAGGUCCCCCGCGAGGAUAGUAGGUAUCUGGGCGCUCAGCAAGUCCUUGAAGAAGGUGGUGUCGAAGUGGUCGUAAGGAGGUCUGUAGACCGCGAAAAUGCGCAGUUCGUUUCCGUUCACGUGCACGUCGACCCCGAGAGCGUAGUGAUCUUGGUACUGCCCGGGGUCAACGAGCUGGUGAACGACGGUCCUCCGCACCAACACGGCCAGACCCCUGUAGGGCGUCCCGUCGGGUGCCACCUCGUCCUUUCUAUAGGUGAUGUAGCCGGGCGCCUUGAGGAUGGUAGUGUUUUUCAGAUGAGUUUCGUUUAUCAGCAUGAUAUCGACGUUUUGCUCCUUGAUGAAGUUUCUGAGCAAAAGUAUCUUGCCCUUUAGGGCCUGGGCGUUCCAGUGUACUAUUCUCAGCGACUUAUGCAUUGCGGAGUGUUGAUGUUGUGGCUGCGCUGAGAAUAGUAGACGCGGUUCCGGGGGUCGCCAGAAGCGCCUGCCUCAAUAUGGCGAGCAAGGCGUCGAUCUCCGGGGCCGGUGUGACGUUGGCUGAGGUGGGGGGGGGGGGGGGGGGGCGCCGUCGGUCCGUGCGGGCCGGGCAACCUUGUUGGUUUGGCUUUUUUCUUUUUCUUCCCCUUCCCCCCGCGCGGUCGCGGCGGUUGGUUAGGGGCGGGCUGCUUGGUGGUCGCAGGUCUGGCUGGGGCCAUCAGGGAGCCGGGGGCCGCCUCGGUUACUGAGGCUGAUGCUGUCGGGGCCUAGGGUUGGAAGCGUCUUCUUGUAUUUGCGGCGGCGGGAGCCGUAGCCCGGGUACGGGCCACUGUGGUUGCCCUUUUGUUCCUCGCCUCCCGCUGGAACACAGGGCAGCUCGUAUGGUUGGCCGGGUGCGGCCCCUUGCAAUUCACGCAAGUGGGCAGGUCCUCCUUCGGGCGUGGGCAGUCGCUGGCCGCGUGUCCCUCUCCGCAACGGACACAGGCGAUGGGGCGGUGACAGUUAUGUGAGGAGUGACGGAAGCCCUGGCAGCGGUGGCACUGCGCUGGGCCCCUCUUACCCCUCCAUGCCUCGAUUUUAACCCCCGGCAUGCAUAAAAGUUCAGUGACCUCGUAAAUGUCGGGGGUGGGUUCUGGGGUGCGCGAUAAUUGGGCGAAGUAGAUGCAGCCGGGUCUUCCCUCCCUUGCCCGGAUGCUUUUCACAUAUUCGCAAGUGAAGCCCUUCUCCUCAAUUGCGGCGCGGAUCUCCUCCGGGUCGGUUUCCACCGGGAGGCCCCUGAUGGCAACUUUCAAUUUCUUCUCUUCGGGGAGGGCGUAAGAA
Pectinophora gossypiella (pink bollworm) is the source of this 5092-nucleotide messenger RNA. RefSeq lists its product as uncharacterized. Bases 2643 to 3614 code for a protein of 323 amino acids. The record is from RefSeq and is a predicted model, not a curated record. The transcript is spliced from 2 exons. NCBI's taxonomy places the organism in Eukaryota, Metazoa, Arthropoda, Insecta, Lepidoptera, Gelechiidae.